AAUUAGGGUUUUGCGCUAGAAGAGGGGUGUGCUGCAGUCUAGUCAUCCUCUUCCGCAGUCGAAAUCUACCUCUGCGCCUUCUGCUCGCUCGCCCGCCCGCUCGCCCUCUCGUUGUUCGCUUGCUACUGCAGGCUUUCUCGCUACUUGGCCACAAUGGAUUCAGCAGUGAAGCUGGCUAUUGUAAUGAAGGUGAUCGGACGCACUGGGUCCCGAGGGCAGGUGACGCAGGUGCGCGUUAAGUUCUUGGAUGACCAGAACCGUCUCAUCAUGCGCAACGUCAAGGGGCCAGUGCGAGAAGGUGACAUCUUGACCCUUCUUGAGUCCGAGCGCGAAGCCCGGAGGCUGCGGUGAGGAGAAACAGUCUCCCGGUGCUCUGAAGCUUGAUUUGCUGUGCAUGUAUGUGAACCUCUAUUUGCACAAGUAGUGCAAGAUCAAUUUUCACGUAAUAUAGUUCCAGUCUUCCAAAUUUUGCUGGAGUUUUUAUCCCAGCUGGGUGUUGCACACUUUCAUCUUGAUUAGCCGAGGAAUUAUCUGCCACGUU
Molecule: messenger RNA, 541 nt
Organism: Physcomitrium patens
Lineage: Eukaryota; Viridiplantae; Streptophyta; Bryopsida; Funariales; Funariaceae
Product: small ribosomal subunit protein eS28
Biological process (GO): translation; maturation of SSU-rRNA; ribosomal small subunit assembly
Cellular component (GO): cytosolic small ribosomal subunit; ribosome
Molecular function (GO): structural constituent of ribosome
Source: RefSeq, a predicted model, not a curated record